UGAGUAUGUAUCAGAAGUAGAAAUGUUAAGAGGAAAGACCAAUUUAUACCCUCAACCCUUUACUUGUUUUCUGUUCAUUUGCAGAUGCGUCGUUCGGCUAAGACUGAUUGGAGCUGCACGGGUCAAGUUGGCGCGAGAAACUGAACUUGAGGCCAAGUCGGACCAAGAAAGUGCUGAGCAGAAUGCCACGAUUCGCAACAAGAUGAGAAACCUGGGGCAACAGUCUUGGGCCCAGUACCUCUGCAUUGUAGAAAACCUUGCCGACCUCAUAAAUGCAAUUAACUGGAUGCCGCAAGGUUUCCUCUUUGGGGGCCAGUUCUCUUCCAAGUUCACAGGUGCCAUGGGAACCAUCUCGUCUCUGCUCAAACUGUACAGGUUACAUGCUAGCAAGAAGGCUUCUUGAUUGGUGAUCACUAUUGAGACAUUUGUGAAUAUAACUGAUAGGAAAAGAUAGUGUUGGUUUUACAUGGGGUAUGAGACACUUAAGUUAUUAAAUAACUUAUUUACAAACUGUGUUUACAAUAAAACAACAAAGGUGUGCCAUAAAUUUGUGAUAAUAUUGUAGCAUUGUAAGCGAGUAGAAGAAGUGAUUUUCACACUUGAACCAUUACAUUAAAUGAUUAAUAGAUGCAUGAAUAUGUGAGUAUUUUAGAUUUUGUAUAUACUUGUAUGCUCUGUUAUUUAUUUUAGUGGAAUUGUUUGUUACGUAAUUUUUAAAUUCUUGUUACAAGGAUUUAUUGGUGUUCAUCAAAUGGUUAUGAUCAUAUUGUAACAUAUUUUUUAAUUGAAGUAUAAAGGUCUUUUUAAGACUGUGGCCCAUGAUGAAUGUUGAUUGAAAUGUUUGGGUUUAUUAGCAUUGUUUUGAGUUAUGUAAUGAUUCAUGUUUUUAUCUGCAUUCAGGAUUUCUGGGCUUGAAUUAAUAACUUAUCUGAGUCAAUUUUGAAAAAUCUGUUAUUAAAUUAAUUUUUGGGGAUUUGUAUUGAGCAAAAAUUGCAUUUAUACUUAUUUUUUACUAACUAUAAAAAAGCCUGACCAAAGGCAUGUUUUUUAUGAAAAUGUCUUGUAUGAAAGCAUAUGAGGGUGUUUCUUCUGGAGUUGGGCAGAGAUUGAGGAUGGCACGUGGUUAUAUUUAGUGAUAUGUCACCAUGUGUCAUAUGAUUGAAACAUUUUCAGUGAGAUUAAAAUAUUUUAAAAGUGAAAUGUUUGUAGUCUAUGCUACUGUACAGAUUGUUUUAAAAUGAAAUAAAAAAUAAACAUGU
Messenger RNA from Dreissena polymorpha, 1259 nucleotides. RefSeq lists its product as uncharacterized. Bases 23 to 403 code for a protein of 126 amino acids. Gene Ontology annotation, biological process: peroxisome fission. The transcript is spliced from 2 exons. Lineage: Eukaryota; Metazoa; Mollusca; Bivalvia; Myida; Dreissenidae. Gene Ontology annotation, cellular component: peroxisomal membrane. The record is from RefSeq and is a predicted model, not a curated record.